This is a messenger RNA of Pneumocystis carinii B80, 1224 nucleotides long. RefSeq lists its product as hypothetical. The transcript has 8 exons. The record is from RefSeq and is a predicted model, not a curated record. Gene Ontology annotation, cellular component: RNA polymerase I complex. The coding region runs from base 1 to 1224 and encodes 407 amino acids. NCBI's taxonomy places the organism in Eukaryota, Fungi, Ascomycota, Pneumocystomycetes, Pneumocystales, Pneumocystaceae. Gene Ontology annotation, molecular function: DNA binding. Gene Ontology annotation, biological process: RNA polymerase I preinitiation complex assembly; nucleolar large rRNA transcription by RNA polymerase I; transcription elongation by RNA polymerase I.
AUGACAGGCAUGACAGGCAUGACAUUUAAAAAAAUCCGUCUUCAUUCGGUACAAAAUGAGCCAAUACCUAUUCUUAUUUCAUCAGCAGGUUUUUUACCCGAUCAAAAGACACGUUUUACAGUUACACGACAAGAAAAAUCUAAUGAAUGGAAUGUUGAAGGUGAAACAGAAGGAAUCAGAUAUCAAGGAUCAACAGUUAAUAAACGUGGGGAUAGUUUUUUCCAAUAUUGUAUUGGAAUUGAAAAUGAAGAAAAUGAUACGUUUGAUAUGAUUCCAGUACCAUUGGUUCAUUUAGAAUGUCAUGUUAAGUCUCAAAAAAUUCAUGAAACUAUAGAAAAGAAAGAUUAUGAAAGAGAAAAGAAAGAACUUGGAGAAGCAUUUGGAUCGAAAAAAAUGAAAAAAAUAAUCCAAAAUAAAGAACUUCAUGCAAUUGACACUCAACAACUGCAGGAUAUAUCAUCACAUAUGAUAAAUGAUGUUAAAGAGGUGACUAAAAACAUGACAAGUUUAGAAAAAAUGCGUGGAAAUGCAAGUCCAGAUCUUCCGAUUCCACCACCAAAUACAGAAACGACAAAAUUAGAAGAAGUUUAUUCAUUAUCAGAUAUUAUAACAGAAGCAGAACUGUCUGCUAUUCAUGUUAAAGCAAUUCUUCAAGAGCAAAACGAACGAAAUCGUACAUUAUUAUUUCCUUUCAAAAAUUCACGAUAUGUUAAUGAACAUUUAUCAAAAGCACUUAAAGCAGAGAAAAAGAACAAACAUUAUAUAAAAUUACUUUAUUAUGCAUCAUUAUUAAUGGCAUUUUAUACGAAUCAUCAUUUAGUAUCAAAAAAGGAAUUAUUAACAAAAAAAUUGGGGGAACCACCUUUGAUUUUAAUUGAUCAUCUUAUUACACGGUUUUCAGAGCGUGCGCAUUCAGGAAAAAAUUAUGAAACAAUCCAAUUGGUUAUAACAUCACAUGGAAUGGACAAAAUUUUAUGCUAUUUAUUUGCACUUUGUUUAAUUAUUGAUAAUUUUUCUGUUAAUAUAAAUCUCUUGGCACAAGAUCUUUCACUUAGUACUCAAAAGUGCAAAAAAUUAUUUAAAACAUUAGGAUGUAAAAUUCAAGAAUACACCGAAGCCGAACGACUUGCUAUGAAUCUUUCCAAAGCAGAAAUUAAAUUAUAUAAAAAAGCGGUUCUUACAUUGCCCUUCGAAUUUGUAUCAAAAAAACAAAGGAAAUCAUAA